GCCCGCCCGCCCGCCCGCCUGUGUUUGCAGCUGUCGGUUUGCGCGGCCGGGACGGACCGACCGACUGACGGAAUUGUGCCGGGUUCAUCAUAAUAAACAGCAAGGAAAAAAUGGGUCCUUUCGACAUUUUUAAAUGAUUGUAAACUAACAGAUUUUAUCAACUACUGGAUAUAAACUCUCCCGCUGCCAAUUUUCAAAACAAUGGCAGGUUUUAAACGUGGAUAUGAUGGAAAAAUUGCUGGGCUAUAUGAUUUAGAUAAAACAUUGGGCAGGGGUCAUUUCGCUGUUGUAAAAUUAGCACGACAUGUUUUCACCGGAGAAAAAGUAGCAGUGAAAGUCAUCGAUAAAACAAAACUUGACUCUGUUGCUACAGGGCAUUUGUUCCAGGAAGUCCGAUGCAUGAAACUGGUGCAGCAUCCCAAUAUUGUCCGUUUAUAUGAAGUAAUUGACACUCAAACAAAACUUUAUCUUAUUCUGGAAUUAGGAGAUGGAGGUGAUAUGUUUGAUUACAUCAUGAAACAUGAAGAUGGUCUCAGUGAAGAACAAGCAAAAAAAUACUUUGCACAGAUAGUCCAUGCCAUAUCUUAUUGCCAUAAGCUGCAUGUUGUUCACAGGGAUCUGAAGCCAGAAAAUGUUGUUUUCUUUGAACAUCAAGGAAUUGUUAAACUUACAGAUUUUGGGUUUAGCAACAAGUUUCAACCUGGAAAGAAGUUAACAACAAGCUGUGGGUCACUUGCAUAUUCGGCACCAGAAAUUCUACUUGGAGAUGAAUAUGAUGCACCUGCAGUAGAUAUCUGGAGCCUGGGUGUUAUUCUCUUCAUGUUGGUAUGUGGCCAGCCUCCAUUUCAAGAGGCAAAUGACAGUGAGACUCUCACCAUGAUUAUGGACUGCAAGUAUACAGUGCCAGCCCAUGUCUCCAAAGAAUGCAAGGAUCUUAUCAAUCGCAUGCUGCAGAGAGAUCCAAAACGAAGAGCCUCACUGGAGGAGAUUGAGAAUCACCGCUGGCUGCUAGGAAUUGAUCCUUCACCUGCAACGAAGUGCAAUGUACCUCUUGUCUCUUACAAGAAUCUAUCUGAUGAAGAGCACAAUGGCAUCAUCCAGCGCAUGGUGCUUGGUGAUAUUGCAGAUCGGGAAACUAUAAUUGAGUCACUGGAAAGUAAUAAAUACAAUCACAUCACUGCCACUUACUUUUUGCUGGCUGAAAGGACCUUAAAGGAGAAACAGGAGAAAGAAGUCGCCCGUUCUUCCAGUCCAAGCCACAUCAAAGCUCAGUUCAGGCAGUCCUGGCCUACAACAAAUGAAGUGGCCAAAGAUAUUGAAGACAUCACAUCAUCACCCAUUAUCCAUCCUGUGUCAAUUACUGGAGUCUGUUCCUCAGCCCGCACUGUGGAGUCCACCAUUAAUGGGCACCGAAUGAAAGCUGGUGAGCCAGUGAAGAAAGAAGAAUCAUCAACAAUUGGAACAACUGGAAAGCCUGCUGCAAACAAUAGGACGUGUCUAUUCAGAGUGGAAGAGGAUGAAGAGGAUGAUGAGGAUGAUAGAAGUGUAAUUCCUCUUCCCACUCCAGUGGUUUUGCGACGUAAACCUUCCAUAACAAACCGGCUUACCACCAGGAAGAGUGCCCCUGUUCUUAAUCAAAUAUUUGAGGAAGGAGAGUCUGAUGAUGAUUUUGACAUGGAUGAUAACCUACCACCCAAGCUUAGUCGAUUAAAGAUGAACAUAGCUUCGCCAAGUACUGUGAAUAAACGGUACCAUAAACGGAAAAGUCAAGGCCGUGGAUCAAGUUGCAGCAGUUCAGAAACCAGUGAUGAUGAUUCGGAAAGUCGCCGGCUUCUUGACAAAGACAGUGGGUUCACUUACUCCUGGCACCGCCGCGAUAGCAGCGAAGGGCCUCCAGGGAGUGGAGGAGAUGGAAGCGGGCAAGGUAAAUCAAGUGAUGGGAAUGCUGGUGUUGACAAGAGCAGCCCAAGUGAAGGCAAUAAAGGUGGUAGUAGCCCUUCCAAUGAUCCCAGUGGGAGCACCAACAACACGGGAACAAGAACUCGCAAUUGUGCAACCCAAGGACAUUCUUCCCAGUCACCCAAAGCGGCAGAGGAUUUGGUAGAGAGCCUGAAACUGAUGAGCCUAUGUCUUAGUUCCCAAUUACAGGGAGGUAUCAGUAGUAGAUACAUUAUUGAACCAGCAUCUGGGACUCAUGAGAAAUCAACCUGGAAAAUGUGCAUCACCUCGAGCAAUGUUAUAGAACGAACUUCUCCCUUGACCAAUAGCAAGUCCUAUUCUGACCAAAUGGCUGAUCUGCUGAAUGUGCUUGAAAUGUCAAAAGAGAACAACAUGAACUUGAAGAAUAAUGUUCUACAGCUACCUCUUUGUGAGAAAACUCUUUCUGUGAACAUUCAACGGAAUCCUAAGGAUGGGCUGUUUUCCUCCAGUCAAACCAGCUGCUGUCAAGUUAUUUAAAUAUAUUUAAACUUGAUUUAACUGUUAUUCUUGCUGGUUACACUUUGACUUUCUUAGCAAAGUGAAAUUAUUUUAGUCUUGAGCUUUCUAAAUGGACUUCCAGAAUUAUUUAUUGCAAUGUUUGAAUUGGUUUGCUCAAUAUCUUGACAAUGCAUGGUCUUUGUGCAUGCUGCUCGCUGCUGCUUUAAUUUUCCAACAAGAAAAAAAAACUGGGGCAGAUUUUUAAUUUCUUGGGAGUUUAGCAUCAGCCUUUAGGCUGUAUGUUGUUAAUGGAGCUAAAUGCAGUUAAGUAAAUUGUUCACUUUGUAGCUCUUUGUGUUGCACAUGAAAGGAUAGAGUACAUCUAUAUGGUUUAAACCAUUUGAUCAAAGAGUAUUAGGUUUUAUUACAUACUCUAGUGUACGUGACAUAAAAGAACCAAAGCAAUAAAUGAAAUAUUGCAGCUCUUGUGAAAACAUUUCAAUAUUCCAAGCCUGGUGAAAUGCUCUCUAAAAUAAAUAAUGGAGAGUCUUAAUUUGUUGAAAGAUUGCAGAGCGCUCACUUUAGGGCGGGUUAGUCUAUAUUGACUUAAACUCAGGAUAAGGCAAACUUGAGCAAGGUGCUAUCAUUGGACAGGGUUGGGUUGAACUACGUUUUCUGGUUAUUAGUGUCCAUGACACAAUGUUGCCCCUUUAGUGAGAAAGCACUGCACUUAGGCUAGCUUGUCUCUUCAUCUGUAUAUAUGUUUGGAUAUAUUUGUUCUGUCAGUUCUGUGGGAUAGGCCAUGGUGUAGUGAUUGGAAAUAAAGCAAAAUUGCAUUGUCCUUUGCAGGCCAAUAAGAUGCUUUUGUUGGAUGGACAAUGUUAAGAGUAGCUAUGAUCAAAAUGUGAAGUACUUCUGCUUCUGACCUGCAGUGUGAGAUUUGAAAUACUACCUGCUCUCUUCUUGUAAUUGAAGGGUCCUCCACUGAUGCAGAGAAUGCUUCAGAUUAGGAGAGAUUUUCAAUGUUGAUCUAUAAUGGGAACUUGUCUUUUAUUAAAAAUGGUUUGUGAAUGGUUUCUAUUAAACUGUAGUUUAUGAAAAUGUUUAAACCUUUCCUAUUCCAUAGGUAAAUCAGCUAUGCUUUUGUCAAUAGGGAGUAUUUAUCCUCUCUAAUAUUGAAAAGCUUCCUUGAAAUAUAGAUCUGAAUAGCACUGGCAAUCGCUUUCCAUCCAGUUAUUUGGCAGUAUAUGUAUGUUCCAAAUUAAAUGCUGCAGGAGAAAUUGGGUGGGUUGGGGUAUUUCAAGUUGCUCUUAAAGUAUAUUGGCAUUCCAGUUUUUAAUGAUUUGAUUUUCAUUGUGGGAAAUAACAAAUAGUGUACGGAAUUCAUAGCAAUUGUGUAGAUGCAGUUGUUUUUGGAUUAUUGUAAAUAGUUUUGUUUAUAUUUUAUGUAUAGCCUUGUGAUGGCACCUUUUAGAACUCCUACCUUGUGUAUUUGUACAAGAACUGUAAAUUUGUGUAUACACAGUACUGGAGAAUUACAGUGGUGUACAGUUGUCAGAUUGAACUAGAUUAAUGUCGGUGGAAACGCCCACUGUUUAACUGUCUGUAUUCUAUAUAUUCUAGUUGUCUCAAGUGAAUGACCGGUAAUGUAUUGUAUGUUGUGCGGCAUCGUUUGGUGCAAUGAAAGAAAAGAGUAACCACUACUUAUGAAUGUUAUUGGACCAAAUAAUGUAACAGUCUGAAAAUGUGGCAUCCCAUGGCCAACCUGUCUUCAAAAUGGUAAUUUCAUGUGUAAUAAAAUAGUGGCUGAUUUCUAGUCAGUUGUAACUUUCAAACCAUUAAAUAUGUUAAAUUAA
This is a messenger RNA of Leucoraja erinaceus (little skate), 4274 nucleotides long. It is a transcript of the gene snrka, whose product is annotated as SNF related kinase a. Gene Ontology annotation, biological process: protein phosphorylation; intracellular signal transduction; microtubule cytoskeleton organization. Gene Ontology annotation, molecular function: ATP binding; tau-protein kinase activity; protein serine/threonine kinase activity. Lineage: Eukaryota; Metazoa; Chordata; Chondrichthyes; Rajiformes; Rajidae. The coding region runs from base 202 to 2457 and encodes 751 amino acids. Gene Ontology annotation, cellular component: cytoplasm. The record is from RefSeq and is a predicted model, not a curated record. The transcript is spliced from 6 exons.